Penaeus monodon (black tiger shrimp) is the source of this 1561-nucleotide messenger RNA. RefSeq names its product piggyBac transposable element-derived protein 4-like. Lineage: Eukaryota; Metazoa; Arthropoda; Malacostraca; Decapoda; Penaeidae. The transcript is spliced from 2 exons. The coding region runs from base 8 to 850 and encodes 280 amino acids. The record is from RefSeq and is a predicted model, not a curated record.
AUCCCAUAUGAAGGGGUGGGAGGACACAACGGUGCGGGAAGUCCGCUCCUAUGUCGGCUUACGAUUCCUGAUGGGCCUUCAGUCGAAGAGGGACCAGAGGGAAUGGUGGUCGACGGACCCGUUGAUGUCCUCGUCGGUGUUCGCCAAGACGAUGACCAGGGACCGCUACGAUGCCCUGACCUCCGCGCUCCACUUCGCUGACAACGAAGGGGAGCAUCCCGCGGAGGACAGGCUUUGGAAGCUGCGCCCUGUGUUAGACGUCUUGGAAUCGACGUAUCGAUCCGCCUUCGUCCCGAACAAGAACGUGACCGUCGACGAGAGCUUGUGGGCCUUCAAGGGGCGUCACCACGCCCUCCAGUACAAUCCGAGCAAGAGGGCUCGGAGAGGGCUGAAGGUCUACAAGCUUUGCUCGUCCGACGGUCCAGAGGCAGGGUAUACGGCGGCCUUCAAGAUCUACAUGGGGCAGGACCGCGGCGUAUUUCCAUCCAGCAUGAAGGCCGUCACUGACCUGCUGGAGAAGGCAGAUCUGUUCGACAAGGGGUACCAGUUAUACACCGACAACUGGUACACCUACCCGACUCUCUUCCAUUACCUGCAGGCCAGGAAGACCAGUGCAGUUGGGACUGUGCGUCUCAACCGGCGUGGCAUGCCCUCGGACCUGCAGGCGAGUCGGGGACAAAUCGACUUCCGGUCCAGCAAGACCGGAAUGAUCUGCCUUCAGUGGUGGACAAGCGUCCUGUUACGAUGCUUUCUACCGCCCACACCAGCAAGGUCGUUACCCUGCCUCCCAACCGCCGAGGGGUGGAGAGGUCGAAGCCUGAAGUUGUCGCUGCCUACAACAACGGCAUGAAGGGUGUCGACCUCUCGGAUCAGCUGGCGCAGUCAUAUCCAACGACGAGGAAGACCGUCAAGUGGUAUAAGAAGAUUUUCUUUUACCUGUUGGAUAUGACUACGACCAACGCGCUGGCUAUCCACCGGGCCCUCGGCGGUAAACUUACUCAGUUUGAGUUCCGAAAGGAACUCGUUCGAGGAUUGCUGCAGCAAGGCGGUCCCCGUGGCUCCUUCCGGCGGAAUCCUCCUCAGGCUCGCCACGAGGAGGAGGUUCCCCAGCAGGCACACUUGCCAGUUGACACACCGCAUCGUCGGUGGCGUCGGUGUGUGCUCUGCUGGAGGAACCACCGGCGCAGGAAGGAGACCAGGGUGAUGUGCAGUUGCUGCGGCACCUCACUUUGUCCAGCACCGUGCUUUCAGGCCUUCCAUGCCUGAAGGUCGUUGGGCAAGUUGUAAAUAGUCUAAAAUAUUUUAUAUAUACAUAGUUUCUAUGUAUUUAUUUAUUGAAAAAGAAAAAACACCGUGCUUUCAGGCAGUUCAUGCCUGAAGAUAAUUUGAAAAGAAAAAACACCGUGCUUUCAGGCAUUUCAUGCCUGAAGCUUGGAUAAAGGAAUAUUGUACAUAGUUUCUAUGUAUUUAUCAUUGAAAAUGGAAAACACCGUGCUUUCAGGCAUUUCAUGGCUGAAGAUAAUUUGAAAAUGACAAACUUUGAUAUUAUUUAUGUAAGUAA